AUGAAGGAAGGAGAGAUAGGUAGGUCCAAGAAGUUCAAAGAGAGUGCCAGGUUAUUUUUUAAGAAGAAAAGUCGGUCGCUUACAUGGACGGGACAGGGCCACGGCGGUGGCGGAGGACGGCGACGAGGGCCUGGUUCUGGGAGUUCUUUACGGUAUGAUUUGGUGACGAGGCAGAACAGAGGAGUUUUGCAAGGUGGCAGUCUGGGUGAGGGUGGUGGUGGUUCUGCACGGUCAGCUAGGGCGGUGAGUGGUGGUGGGUCGGUGUUUGCUAAGGAGCGGGGGGGUGUUUCUGUGGGGCGGCGAUCUUUGGCGGAGCAGGGCUCUUUACUUAUCUAUGGGGAUGGUGUUGUUGAUCAGAGGAGAUCUAGAAAUAGCUAUGGUGGUGGUUUUUCGUCGUCGUCGUCGUCGUCGUCGUCAUCGAUUGGUAUGUCGCUUAAUGGGGACCCUGGCAAUUUUUAUGGGUCCAAUUCUAGACCGGGGAGUUGGCUAAAUAUGGACAAGGAUGUCCAGCAGACAGCGUCUUCUAAUUCGAAUUUGGCGGACGGAGAAGAGUUAUCGGAAAGGUUAUCAGACGGAAUGAUCAUUGAACACCUCCAUGAGGGGAAAGGAGCUGUAAAGGGAAGCAUAUAUUUGUCAGAUGAAAAAAGCGCAACAUGCAACGGUGGCAUUUUGUCUUCUUUUUUGUCGGUCGCUCGAAACGCGGCUCAGCAGCUUAUUACCAAGAGUUCAGGAGAUACAAAUACAGCAUUGCUAGAUGAUUGGAAGACGCAACAGGACAAUGUCCUCGAUAACGUUGAGCAUCCUUUGAACACAAUGGCAAGAAACACCUCCUUUUUAAGGCACUUGGAUUUUGUGCUUGCUGCUAACCGAUCCGAGGAGGUGUUAUCGUCAUCUAAUACUAAUAAAGAUUCCACGGCGGUACAGCAGAAUACAGCACAUAUAGUAGAGAACAGUGACAGCAGUAAUGUUAGAAAUGCUAAAUCUGAAGGUAACACACCCGAUAGGCGUGAGCAGACUGGAGAUAGGUCACCCAGUAUAAUUUUUGAUUAUCACGGUAAAAAACUUAUCUGUGGUGCUAAUGGUGAAGGGGACGUUGAUAGCAUUAGAUCAGGUUCAUCGAGGAGUCAGUUUUCUAUAACGAGUUUCGGCGAUGGUGACUUGACCUUGGAUUAUUUUGCAAAGGGUGACGGUGCGUUAACUCCUCCUGAGCGGUUUCCUGAAAGCAUGCUAGCAACCUCUACCGAGAGAGUGCGUUCGAUGUCGCCUACUAAUAAAAAGGGUAUUGUUUCCAGUGCCAAUGUUUCCUCAAGAAAACGUUGUAAGACUCUGCCAUCGAAAGCUCUUUAUGUUUCUACGUUAUCUUAUUCAGAGAGCCCAAAAUGGAAUACUUCAUCUAGUAAUAAUGAUACCCCAAAGAGUUCUAGUAUUGACAAGAACUUGGAGCUUGCUCACACUCCACUUGAAAAAAGCGGAUCUCCAUAUCGUGAGGAGGAAAACUCGAGCAAUAAUAGCACAGUGGCAGCGGCAGAAGCAAGGCAUUUUCCACCCGUAAGGUCCUUAAGUAGGUCGUUCCUCACAUCAAAUACACGCGUGAAUCGUUGCGCAUCGUUAUCAUUUGGGAGUAGAGGAGCCAACCAAUAUUUGGACCAGCAAUAUCUGUCAAAGAGUGGGGGUUUAAGUUCUCCCAAUGUGCCUCAUUUUGAUAAUACAAAGGUCUUUUCUAUUAUAUCUGCACCAGAGUUGGAAGAUGUCGUCUAUGCUUCCGACAAGAGGAAUGUGGAUUUCCAUGGUCUAUUUAAGGAUACUGAGAUUUCUCCAGGUGAAAAGUUGUUAUCUGAUUUCAGUUGUGCGUUAUCUAAGGAUAUUCUUUUACAAGGUAGGUUAUAUGUUUCCUCAGAACAUAUCUGUUUUUAUUCGAAUAUCUUGGGUUAUGUUAGCGUCGUUGUCAUCCCACUUGGCGAAGUAGUUCAGAUCGAAAAGAAAAACACUGCGGCCAUAUUUCCAAAUGCGAUUGCCAUUCAUACCCUACAGAAGAAGUACGUGUUUGCCUCAUUUAUGUCGCGGGAUACUGCUUUUGAUUUGAUAACAAAUGUGUGGAACCAGAUCGUUCUUGGCCCUGCUGGGAGCCACUUGGGAACCCAAAGUGACGGAAGUUCUUCCAAUCUCGGAGAGCCGGGUCUCGAAUAUAAAUUAGGCUGUGAUGAACCAAAUGAAGAGAGCCAUAUUCUUUUAGAUGAUGACGAUGGAGAAGAAUACGAAGAGGAUUCUGAUUAUUCUACCAACGAUGAAUUGUCAGAUGUUGAAAAAAAUGGAUCUUCUAAACAAGUGAUAUCCAAAGAGAGGAGAGGGUCUGGUUUAUCUACUUUAGGUCCUCAGGAACACACACCAACGUAUUCUUUAUAUAGCCCAGCUUCUAAUGAACAUAAGGUUAUCAAAGCACAUUUUUCUGCCCCCCUUGGGAAAGCUGUCAAUCUUCUUUUUGGUUCUGAUGUUUCCUAUUUGACAACCAUAUUGAGUUCGCAGCAGAAUUAUAAUAUAUCAGAAAUAAAGCCGCUAAUAGGAUCAAAGGAACGGUCCUACGAUUAUUGCAAACCGCUCUCUUCUCCGAUUGGACCUAACAAAGCUACAUGCUAUGUCACCGAAUCUCUUUUGCAUUAUGAUUUGGAAGAUUAUGUUAAGGUCGUUCAAAUUUCUAAGACGCCUGAUAUUCCUUCAGGUAACUCGUUUUACGUCAGAAAUGUAAUAUUACUCAAUUGGGGAGAAGAUAAUAGUUCUGAAUUGGUUGUAUACAGCACUACAGAGUGGACUGGAAAAAGUUGGAUUAAAUCGACAAUAGAAAAAGCUUCUUUAGAUGGUGUCACUUCCGCAAUGAAGAGCAUGGUAGAUUUCAUGGAGCAGACUUUGAACUCGCCGAAGAAAGAAGUCAGGUAUUUGACAAACGAAAAACAACUCAAACCAGUUAGCAUACUCCCAACUAUUGGCCCGCAGGAACAUGCUCCAACAUCUAAUAAUUACUCAAAGGCUCCUGGAGAAGUAGUUGUUGACAGAACUAACAUCAAUGCUCCCUUGGGCACUGUUUUCAAACUUAUAUAUGGCGAUGAUUCUUCAUACCUAAGACAAAUUAUGGAUAAGCAAAAGAAUUUUAAUAUCUCUGACAUUCCUUUAUUCGAAAAUGGUAGCAGAAGUUAUUCAUAUAUGAGGCCAUUGAACAAUCCCCUUGGUGCAAAGCAAACGAGAUGUUUAAUCGAGGAAAAAAUAGUGCAGGAAGAUUAUGAGUCCUACACCUGCGUUGAACAGAUCACAAAGACUCCGGAUGUCCCAUCAGGUAACUCCUUUGAAAUUCACUCACGUACAUACUUAUCAUGGGGUCAAAGUAAUUCGACAGAUAUACUUAUAGUCACUAGUAUUACCUGGGUUGGAAGGAGUUGGAUAAAGGGAGCUAUAGAAAAGGGUUCACUGGACGGCCAAAAAAAUGCUGCUAAGGUACUAUUUGAAGAAUUGACAGCCAUAAUAACGGCCGCCAGCUCAAAAAAGAAGGGAACUACACCAAGAAGAAGAAGUUCUCAGAGAAAGAGAAAAUCCAAGCUCUUAAAAUCAAACGAUGAGGCCCCAAAACUUACUGCAGAGGCCGGUUCGCCAAGUAUUAUUAGUAAGUGGAAAUCUGCUUUAUAUGAUAUGAGUGAUGUAUCCUUCUGGAGAACGUUAACUUUCAUUUUUGCUCUGCUGUUCAUAACAGCAGCUGGCAACUUGUACUAUUACAAACCAAAAACGAGGCAUGAAGGAAUGCAUACACCCAACAAAAUAACCAUUGAUGGUGUUGAGUACAACCUCAUACCAAGCAUAAACAUUUUAUCCAGACUCAAUAAUCAACCCAAAAUCAACCGUAGAGAUCUGGAACCGAAUCAUACCAUGGCUGAAGAUUCCAUAUGGAGUUGGAUGUCCACCAGAGGUGUUGGACCCGAAGAUCAUAAUGAUCUAUCCAAAGACCGUGUUCCUAUCAUAGAUAUAUGA
Messenger RNA from Eremothecium cymbalariae DBVPG#7215, 4011 nucleotides. Its product is annotated as GRAM and VASt domain-containing protein. Gene Ontology annotation, cellular component: endoplasmic reticulum membrane; mitochondrion; endoplasmic reticulum-plasma membrane contact site. Gene Ontology annotation, biological process: intracellular sterol transport. The record is from RefSeq and is a predicted model, not a curated record. The transcript has a single exon. Gene Ontology annotation, molecular function: sterol transfer activity; sterol binding. NCBI's taxonomy places the organism in Eukaryota, Fungi, Ascomycota, Saccharomycetes, Saccharomycetales, Saccharomycetaceae. Bases 1 to 4011 code for a protein of 1336 amino acids.